This is a messenger RNA of Venturia canescens, 7109 nucleotides long. RefSeq names its product ADP ribosylation factor guanine nucleotide exchange factor Sec71 (gene Sec71). Gene Ontology annotation, biological process: regulation of ARF protein signal transduction. Lineage: Eukaryota; Metazoa; Arthropoda; Insecta; Hymenoptera; Ichneumonidae. Gene Ontology annotation, molecular function: guanyl-nucleotide exchange factor activity. The record is from RefSeq and is a predicted model, not a curated record. The transcript has 10 exons. The coding region runs from base 548 to 5662 and encodes 1704 amino acids.
UAUACGAUCUACCUGUUUUCACGUCACACGUCGUACUACACAUUGUGACUAUACGAGGCUUGAAAAAAAUUCGAUGUGUCCAUCGAGCAGAGAGCGGCGUGCCAAUAUUCGUACAACAUAACAUCAACUUUUAUUAAUCUUUCGUUUGUGGUUGGAGGUUAUAGAUUAUUAAAAAAAAACAAAUACGAUUUUUUUUCCACGGCGUAUUAAAAAAGUGAAUAUUUUUCGUGGUUAUCGUCUUGAUAAAGAAUAAGUUGCCACGAAACCUGACUAAAUUCGUGCAUAUUUGGCUCUUUCACAUUCUUAACGACGAGUUUCUGGACUGUCUCGACUUUAAUUCGCAUACUUCGUUAAGUCCAGGAGAAAAUGCUUACGUCAAUAUACUUUCACAACUAUAACCUUUCGUUACGCUUAUCUCGAGUACGUUACCAUGUUCGAUCAGUGAUAACAUUUUAAAAGCAAAAAAAUAAAAACAUAAAAAAACGAUAGAAAUUUGAGGCUCAUCGAUCUCUGGGUAUCGGCGCCCCUAUCGAUUAUUUCGUCGACGAUGCAAAAUAAUUCAAAAACCAGAGAAAUGUUUAUAGUAAGAGCACUGGAAAAAAUCCUUGCCGACAAAGAUGUCAAACGAUCGCAUCUGUCCCAACUUCGAAAAUCAUGUGAAUCGGCACUUGAUGAUUUGCGAAACGAGAUCAAAGAAGUUCCUAAUAACCAAGCGGACGAAGGAAUUUCCAAUGCUUUGCCUCAGCCGAAGAGCGAUUCCAAUGUUAUAUCGGCAGAGAAAUAUUUCCUACCGUUUGAGCUUGCGUGUCAGAGCAAAUCGCCAAGGAUAGUGGUAACGGCGUUGGAUUGUCUGCAGAAAUUAAUUGCGUACGGACAUUUAACGGGCAAUGUACCAGACUCUACAGAACCAAAUAAACUUCUUAUAGUUCGUAUUGUUGAAACAAUAUGCGGAUGUUUCAUGGGCCCACAAACGGAUGAAGGAGUCCAGCUGCAAAUCAUAAAGGCUCUGUUGACUGUCAUGACCAGUCAACAUGUUGAAGUUCACGAAGGAACAGUUCUACUUACUAUACGUACUGUAUAUAACGUUUAUCUAGCUUCCAGAAAUUUGGUUAAUCAAACAACAGCACGUGCCACACUUACACAAAUGAUCAACGUGAUUUUCGCCCGUAUGGAAACACAAGCGGAAGAUCUGAUCGCUCGAGGCGAAACGUCAGAGCAAUUGGAAGCCUCCCAGGAGACACAAAAGUCUGAGGGCGAGAUUGAACCAACAAAUAAUCAGGUUCCACCACCAGACUCGGCCACCGAAGCAAAUAUUGUGGUGAAAACGAUUUUGGACGAUAUUGUUAACAGCGUUGUACCAGAAGAAGUUCCCCCAGCUACAACACCCGCAGGAAAGCACAGCCUUGAUCCAGUACCAACCGACGACAAUACAGACGAAACAACGGGCGAAAAUGAUAACAUGGUCACUGCGAAAUUCACUCACGUACUUCAGAAAGACGCUUUUCUCGUUUUUCGAGCUCUUUGCAAACUUUCAAUGAAACCACUACCUGAUGGCACCCCGGAUCCAAAAUCUCAUGAGCUGCGCUCGAAAAUUUUAUCGUUACAAUUACUUCUCGGAAUAUUGCAAAACGCCGGACCAAUAUUACGCUCGAACGAGAUGUUUGUGAUAGCCAUAAAGCAAUAUCUCUGCGUGGCUCUUUCGAAAAACGGUGUGUCAUCGGUGCCUGAAGUUUUCGAACUCUCGUUGGCACUGUUUCUUGCGCUUUUGGCACGUUUCAAAGUACACUUGAAGAUGCAGAUCGAAGUAUUUUUCAAGGAAAUCUUUAUGAACAUACUCGAAACUUCGAGCAGUUCUUUCGAGCACAAGUGGAUGGUAAUUCACGCUUUAACUCGGAUUUGUGCAGAUGCACAGAGUGUUGUUGAUAUAUACGUAAAUUAUGAUUGCGAUCUUUCUGCCGCUAAUCUUUUCGAAAGGCUCGUCAACGACUUGUCCAAGAUUGCUCAAGGUCGUCACGCCCUGGAAUUGGGUGCAUCGCCGAAUCAAGAAAAAUCGAUGCGUAUUCGCGGUCUGGAGUGUCUCGUUUCAAUAUUGAAGUGUAUGGUCGAGUGGAGUCGAGACCUCUACGUUAAUCCGAGUAUACCGACAGAUCAUCAAAUUCCGACUGAGCCACCUGACCCUCCGGUGGAAGCGGCUUUGCCGCGUUAUGGGAGCGCCGGAAGUUUGUCCUCGGCUAAUUCUAGUCUCGUAGGGAAUAAGGAAGUUCCUGAUUCCCCGGAACAGUACGAAGUCCAGAAGCAACAGAAAGAAGUUUGGGAAGCAGGAAUUGAUACUUUCAACCGUAAGCCUAGCAAAGGCGUUCAGUACCUUCAAGAACAAGGCCUUCUAGGGAAUUCGGUGGAAGAUGUAGCUCGCUGGCUUCACUCUGACGAGAGGUUAGACAAGACAGCGAUCGGGGAUUUUCUCGGUGAUCACAAUCACAAUCAAGUCAUGUACAAUUACAUAGAUCAGAUGGAUUUCGCGAACCGCGAUCUGGUCACGGCACUAAGAUACUUUCUCGAGGGCUUCAGACUCCCCGGCGAAGCCCAAAAGAUUGAUCGUUUGAUGGAGAAAUUCGCUAGUAGAUACUGCGAAUGCAAUCCCAACAACGGUUUAUUCACGAGCGCUGACACGGCGUACGUUCUCGUGUUUUCCAUCAUAAUGUUAACGACCGAUCUGCAUUCGCCACAGGUUAAGAAUAAAAUGACAAAGGAGCAGUACAUCAAACUAAAUAGACAUAUUAGCGACAAUGAGGAUUUACCUGAAGAGUAUUUGUCCAAAAUUUAUGAUGAGAUUGCGGGUAAUGAGAUAAAGAUGAAGGCGCAUCCGAAUCGGCCGGGAAAACAAGUAAUAUCGAGCGAGAAAAAACGGCGGCUUUUGUGGAACAUGGAAAUGGAAGUGAUAUCAACCGCAGCAAAAAAUUUAAUGGAGUCUGUAUCGCACGUACAAGCGCCUUUUACAACUGCAAAACACUUGGAGCAUGUACGUCCAAUGUUCAAAAUGGCUUGGACGCCAUUCCUAGCAGCUUUUAGUGUUGGUCUUCAGGACUGUGAUGAUCCGGAAAUCGCCUCGCUCUGUUUAGACGGAAUACGAUGCGCGAUACGAAUCGCUUGUAUUUUUCACAUGACGUUGGAACGCGACGCUUAUGUCCAAGCACUCGCAAGAUUUACUCUUCUCACGGCCAAUUCGCCAAUAACCGAGAUGAAAGCCAAAAACAUUGACACCAUCAAAACCCUUAUUACAAUUGCGCACACCGAUGGGAAUUAUCUUGGUAGCUCGUGGCUCGACGUUGUCAAGUGCAUAUCGCAGCUCGAGCUCGCUCAACUUAUCGGCACCGGUGUUCGACCCCAGCUCCUCGGUCCAACAUCAAAACCUCACUCUCCAUCGCUGCCUACCAACUUCACGAGUCUUGUACACAACAAUCUUCAUCAAUCGAACAGUCUCAGUUCGAUGAACCUUAGUUCGUUAGAUCCGAGCGUAAAGGAAUCGAUCGGCGAGACGAGUUCACAGAGCGUAGUAGUUGCGGUCGACAGAAUCUUCACAGGUUCAACGAGGUUGGACGGUGACGCGAUCGUGGAGUUCGUAAAAGCGUUGUGCCAAGUAUCGCUCGAGGAAUUGUCGCAUCCAACGCAGCCGCGAAUGUUUUCAUUGACGAAAAUAGUCGAAAUAUCGUACUACAACAUGGGUCGUAUAAGAUUGCAAUGGUCACGAAUAUGGCAAGUGCUGGGUGAUCAUUUCGACCGAGUGGGUUGCAGUCCGCGUCAGAAUAUCGCGUUCUUCGCGGUGGAUUCGUUGCGACAAUUGGCAACGAAAUUUAUCGAAAAGGGUGAAUUCGCUAAUUUUCGUUUCCAAAAGGAAUUUCUCCGUCCUUUCGAGCACAUAAUGAAGAAGAAUCGUUCGUCGGUGAUCCGAGACAUGGUCGUGCGUUGUGUGGCUCAAAUAGUGCACUCGCAAGCGCCGAACAUACGCUCCGGCUGGAAAAACAUAUUCAGCGUUUUUCAUUACGCGGCGAGCGACCGAGACGAGUCGGUCGUAGAGGUCGCGUUCAAAAUAACUAUGAAAAUAGUUAAAGGACUUUACGCCGAAGAUUUCAGUAUAAUGGUCGAUUCUUUCCAAGACGCCGUCAAGUGCCUCAGCGAGUUUGCCUGUAAUUCUUCCUUCCCGGAUUUCAGCAUGGAAGCGAUAAGACUGAUGCGUGACAGUGCCUCUAACAUCGUAACUAAUACGAAAAUGUUUGCGGAGGGUAUGAUGGACGACAGUGGAAUGGUUUCGGAGGAAGAUCGUGCUUGGGUACGAGGCUGGUUCCCCCUUCUCUUUGAACUAUCGUGCGUCGUCAGUCGCUGUAAAUUGGACGUAAGGACCCGAGCGCUCACGGUCCUCUUCGACGUCGUAAAAACUCAUGGAUCCUUGUUCAAGCCCCAUUGGUGGAAAGAUCUGUUCCAAGUGCUCUUCAGAAUUUUUGAUAACAUGAAAUUACCGGAACAACAUACGGAAAAAGCCGAAUGGAUGACGACCACGUGCAAUCAUGCUCUCUACGCGAUAAUCGACGUAUUUUCACAAUUUUACAGCAUCCUCGGACCUCUUUUGCUAGGACAGCUCUAUUCGCAGUUGCUCUGGUGCGUCCAGCAGGAUAACGAACAAUUGGCACGUUCGGGGACAAAUUGUUUAGAAAAUUUGGUUAUAAGCAACGGCAACAAAUUCGACGAAGAAACGUGGGCCAAAACUACUAAUUGCGUUCUCGAAAUAUUUCAAAGUACAAUACCCACCGCGCUGCUCACGUGGAAACCACAGUCAGCCAACAAAGAGUCUGACCUCGACGUUAUAACGGGCGAGAGUGACGGACACAUUGGAAUUUUGAAAAGAACCAACAGCACGCAGAGCCUCGUGAACAAUUGUGAUGCCAGCAAGACCAAACUUUUCUCAUCGCUCAUGAUCAAGUGCGUGGUUCAACUGGAAUUGAUACAAACGAUCGACAACAUAGUUUUUUAUCCAGCGACUUCGAGGAAAGAGGAUCAAGAGAAUCUCGCUCUCGCCCAAGCGGACAUGUUGAACGGUAAAUUGUCGGAUACCAGCGACGACUGUACAGUGAAUCAACAAAAAGAAGAGCAAGGAAUGUACCGAGCUCUCGAUACGAGAAAUCUGCUUGAGCUGGUCGACUGUUUGCUGCGAUCACACCGUUUCGCUAAAAGUUUCAACGUCAACAACGAGCAGCGUAAUUUAUUGUGGAAAGCUGGAUUCCGUGGGACCGCCAAACCUAAUCUUAUGAAUCAAGAGACUCAGUCUUUGGCUUGUGCGCUUCGGGUACUCUUCAAAAUGUACAACGACGAAGCGCACCGAUCAAAUUGGCCGUCGAUCGAGUCGAGACUCGAAGAAGUCACUCGCGAAGGCCUCGAGUAUUUUCUUGCUCUCUCGAACGAGGUUCAUCGUGACGCUUGGACGCCCAUACUCUUGUUGUUACUUUCGAGAAUAUUGAAAAUGUGCGAUCAACGUUUUGCCAUACACGCCGCUAUUUGUUAUCCGUUUUUGUGCGAAAUCAUGUGUUUCGAUCUCAAACCCGAGCCACGAUCUGUAUUGCGACGUUUCUUUCUAAGAAUCGGCCCCGUAUUCAGGAUCACGCAACAGUGAACACCACACAAGUGUUAAUGCUUUACUUCAUCCUUCGAUUUAAAUUAGUGAUGCGAGGGAGGAAGAGAUUCAAAUGCAAUCGGUCACUCAGCGAAACUUGUAUUACUACUGCGACUCGAUUUAUACUAUUAAACACAAAUUAAAUAUAUAAAUAUUAUACAUAGUCGAUUGAUAGACGACACGAUGGUUUUCAAAAUAGAUAGAAAAAUCAAGUGAACCGAAUAAAAUAAAAUGGCGUGUGAAAAGGAAGCGACGAAAAUAGAUGAAGUUAGGAAUCGGAAUGAUUGAGCCGGUAACACUUUGUCAAUCCUAACUUGAUUUUUGUUAUACGUAGAGUCGAUGAAAUUCAAACUCGUGCAUAAUGUGUGAAGAUUGCACGAAACUCGUGGAUUUGUUUGAUGAUUUUUUUCUCCCCCUGACGUGUGGCCCUAAAUGCGCGAAACACUUAUCUUUUUUUUUUGUCCAAAGACUUCGGCAAACAAAUAGGGAAACGAAAAUCUCUUAUUUAUUGUAAAAUCUGAGUAAAAAUCUAAAAUAAAUUUGUAGUAGAAAUUAUCAGUCGCGAUAAGAAAAAAAGGGGAGAAAAGUGAACGAGAAAGGGUUAUUCAAGGAGAGACAUGAUAAUCUUAGAUUUUUAAAUCUGAAGGAGAAUUGAAUUUCGAAAAAUGUAGAAAUUCUCGACAUUACAUGUAUUAUAUAUUUACUAAAUUGUAAUUUAUAUUGAAAGAAAAAAAAAACAAACUAUACGAGAUACACGAACUCGAGAAACUUAUUUAGGAACAAAUUUAUUUAAUAAACUUAAGGAUUUUUUGGAGGAGCAGCUUGGAAAGUCAUUAAAAUCAUCGAUCAUGUUUUUACUGAGCACUUUCAUUUUUAUGCGUGAAAACUCCUGCAGUUCAUAAUUAAGCAGCUACUUUCAUUAAACUGUAUCCCAAAAUCAAUCGCUCAUGUUUAUCAGCCAGCGUUUUUCAUUGGAUCAGAAUUUUUCGAAACUUUGUAGCUGAAUAAUAUAUCUAAAAAAUUUAAUAAAAAGAAAACUAAAAAAAUCAACCCACUUUCCUGUGGGGGAAAAAUUCAUCAAACUAUUAAAAGUACUUAAAAUAGUAAAAGCCAUUUUACUUUUUAAUACAAAAAAAACUCUAGUUCUGCAAUAUUUCUAACCACAAUUUUCAUUGCGAAUUGUUUAAAAGCAACAGUGUUUGAUUUCACAAGUGUAUUGAAUGUACAUUCUUUUCUAAAAGUAACGAAUGGCAAAAAACGUAUUUUUAUAACUUUCCAAUAAGCGAGUAAACGCCACUUCAUCCUCUGUUCUCGGUCUAAUGUAUAUUGAACAUAGAAAAAGAUAAAUAACUUACCAUUUACAUAGAGAAUUGCCUUGUUAAUUGCAAUUGCCUUAUAUUCUGUCUCAAGGAUUUAAUUUCAUUAAAAAAUGAACGCAGCAUUAAAA